Messenger RNA from Impatiens glandulifera, 968 nucleotides. Its product is annotated as transmembrane ascorbate ferrireductase 1-like. NCBI's taxonomy places the organism in Eukaryota, Viridiplantae, Streptophyta, Magnoliopsida, Ericales, Balsaminaceae. The transcript is spliced from 4 exons. Gene Ontology annotation, molecular function: oxidoreductase activity. The record is from RefSeq and is a predicted model, not a curated record. The coding region runs from base 103 to 801 and encodes 232 amino acids.
AAUAGGAGAAGUUCAUAUAUAAAACCAUAGUCAUUGGCUUUCUUUCCCUUCUGCAAGACUGCAACUACCCUUUUAAGAGAAAGAGAGAAAGUGUGUGUAAAAAUGGCAGCAACAGUAAAGGCACUAGCUGUGUCCAUCACCGCACAAGUUCUAGCCCUAGCAGGCACGGUUAUGGUGCUGGUUUGGUGUAUCCACUUUAGGGGAGGUCUAGCUUGGGAAGCCAAAAACAAAGCCCUCAUUUUCAAUAUUCACCCAGUUCUCAUGUUAAUUGGAUUCAUCAUUCUAGGAGGAGAAGCCAUCAUGAGCUACAAAGCUCUUACUCUCAAAAAAGAAACAAAGAAACUAAUCCAUCUCAUUCUUCAUGGGAUUGCUCUUAUUCUCGGCAUUAUCGGCAUUUACACCGCGUUUAAGUAUCACAAUGAGAGCAACAUUGCCAAUUUAUACAGUUUACACUCAUGGCUAGGACUUGGCACCAUCAUCGUCUAUGCCCUACAAUGGAUAUAUGGAUUUUUGGUGUUCUUCUAUCCCGGGGGAGCUCAAGGUCUUAGGGCAGAGUCACUUUCGUGGCACGUUAUUGUUGGUAUUUUCGUCUACUUAUUGGCGGUUGCAACGGCUGCAUUGGGAUUCUUGGAGAAGUUAACGUUUCUCGAGAAUGGGGGACUAGCCAAGUAUGGAUCGGAGGCUUUCCUAGUUAACUUCACCGCUAUCGUUACAGUAUUGUAUGGCGUUUUUGUCAUUCUCACUACUAUAUCUCAGCCGUCUGCUCAGGUUGAAGAUCAAUAUAGUUAUUCUGCUAUUUAAAUAGUUUCAACUAGUAUUUCAUGUCACAACACCUUCUUUGCAAUGGUGGUGGUGGUUGUUGUUGAAAAGUUUUAGUUUAAUUAAAAUAAAGGCUAUCAUUUUGUACUAAAAUUUGAAUUAGUGGUAGUUUGACUAUUAAAUUAUUAUAUAUAUUAUCUUGUUUCUCA